Molecule: messenger RNA, 2762 nt
Organism: Linum tenue
Lineage: Eukaryota; Viridiplantae; Streptophyta; Magnoliopsida; Malpighiales; Linaceae
Source: the annotation of a GenBank genome assembly
AUGCAGCUCUUUCUCGUCUUCUUCCUCUUGUCUCUUCUCUUCCCCAAUUCCACAGCCGUGGAUUCCAUCAAUGCGACUCAAUCGCUCCAACCCGGAUCCACAUUACUUUCCUCCGGCGGCACCUUCGAGCUGGGCUUCUUCACCCCGCCCACUACACAGAAUCGCUACCUCGGAAUAUGGUACAAGAAGAUCUCCACCUCCACCGUCGUCUGGGUCGGAAACAGAGGCGCCCCUCUCAACGGCUCCGAAGGAGCCGUCCUGAGAUUCAUCGACGGCGGGAGGAAUCUCGCCGUUCUCGCCGCCGGCGGCGGCGGCAACGGCAACAUCACCUGGUCAACGAAUUUGACAGGAACAGCACCGAUAAGGCCAGUCGCCCAGCUUCUGGAAACGGGGAACCUCGUCAUCCGAGACGGGAACUCCGAAACGUUUCUAUGGCAGAGCUUCGAUUACCCAGGUGACACAUUCUUGCCAGGGAUGAAGUACGGCAUCGACUUCAAAUUGGGGCUCAAUCGAGCCCUAACUUCGUGGAGGACAGCUACCGAUCCAGCUGUUGGCGAUUACGCCAACACCCUGGAUCCCAGUGGAGUACCGCAGUUCUUCUUGACAAGAAGAAGCUCGGUCAUCGAGUUCAGGUCCGGUUCGUGGAACGGGAAGCAAUUCGGCGGGAUGAUCAAUCUGAAACCCAAUCCAAUCUACACUUACGAGUUCGUCUCCAACGAGAACGAGAUGUUCUAUCGCUACCAGCUUAUCAACAGCUCGGUGGUUACGAGGAUGGUGUUGACCCCUGAAGGCAACUUGCAGCGAUUCAUCUGGGUGGAGAGGACUGGUGAAUGGAACCUCUACUUGACGGCUCACACCGACAACUGCGACAGGUUUGGGCUGUGCGGGCCGAAUGGGAUCUGCGACAUCGACAAUUCGCCGGCGUGUGCGUGCUUGACGAGGUUUGUGCCGAAAUUCGCAGAGGAAUGGAGCGCGGCGGAUUGGUCGAAUGGGUGUGGUAGAGAGGUGGCGUUGGAUUGCAGCAGUGGUGAAGGGUUUGUGAAGUAUUCUGGCAUCAAGCUGCCGGAUACUAGGCAGUCUUGGUAUAAUGGCAGCAUGGAGCUCAGGGAUUGUGAGAGGAAAUGCAGGGGGAAUUGCUCUUGCACGGCUUACGCGAAUCUGGAUGUUAGGAAUGGUGGGAGUGGGUGCAUCUUGUGGUUUGGUGACUUGGUUGAUAUUCGGCAGUACGACGAUAACAAUGGUCAGGAUGUUUACAUCAGAUUGGCCGCCUCCGAAAUGGACAGAUACGAACGAUCGAAUGGGAACAAACGAGUUCGGAUCAUAGUCAUCCCGAUAUCGGUGAUGGCAUUCAUUCUACUACUUCUCUGUGUAGUUCUGAGAAUCAGAAGGAGGAAGAAACAGCUUAGAAUACAAGCAAGUAUGCCACAGAGUUCAGAAGAAGAAAGUGAGGACGAAGAAGACGAGGACGACGAAGAAUAUGAUGAAGAGCAAAGUCAUGAAGGCAGGAACAGAGAUCUAGAGCUACCAUUGUUCCACUUUAAUGCAAUUGCUGAUGCGACCAACUACUUCUCGAUAAACAACAAGCUCGGCCAAGGCGGUUAUGGACCAGUUUAUAAGGGCACCCUGAAAAAUGGACAAGUGAUUGCAGUAAAGAGGCUGUCGAAGAAGUCGAGACAGGGGACCCGUGAGUUCAAGAACGAAGUCGCCUGCAUCGCCAAACUACAGCACAGGAACCUUGUGAAGCUUCUUGGCUGCUGCAUUCAGUCCGUUGAAAGAAUGCUGAUCUAUGAAUACAUGCCCAACAAGAGCUUGAACUUCUUCAUUUUCGAUAGAGGGCAAAGCGCGUUACUGGACUGGUCUAAGCGACUCCACAUCAUCAACGGGAUAGCGAGAGGGCUUCUCUACCUUCAUCAGGAUUCGAGGCUGAGAAUCAUACACAGAGAUCUGAAAGCUAGCAACGUCCUGCUUGAUCAUGAGAUGAACCCCAAGAUAUCGGACUUCGGCAUGGCGAGGAGCUUUGCAGGGGACGAAAGUAGUGCAAACACCAACAGAAUCGUCGGAACAUACGGUUACAUGUCGCCAGAGUAUGCGAUCGACGGUCUCUUCUCGGUGAAAUCGGAUGUGUUCAGCUUCGGAGUUUUGGUGCUGGAGAUAAUUAGCGGGAGGAAGAACAGAGGGUUCUCUCACGUUGACCACAAGCUCAAUCUUCUUGGCCAUGCAUGGAUGCUGCUCAAAGAAGGCAGACCUGAUGAGUUGCUGGAGGAAUGCAUAAGGAGCACGUGCAGCGACAUGGCAGAGGUCGAACGAAUCGUUCACAUAGGGCUUCUGUGUGUGCAGCAGAGCCCUGAAGAUAGGCCAAACAUGUCAAAUGUGGUUCUGAUGUUGAGCAGCAGUGAGAUUGAACUAGCUCAACCCAAAGAGCCUGGCUUCUUCACUGAAAGGGAUAUCUUGGAAGCUUCUUCUUCAUUCAGCAAGCAUGAAUACUCCUCCACCAAUAACAAGUUGUCUGAAACUAUUAUAGAUGCUAGAUGAAACCUCUCCAUUUUCUGGUUUUUUUCAUUCAUUUUUGCAUAGUUUCUCUGUACUGAACUUUUUUACAUAAUUUUUGUGAAUAACAAAGUGGCAAUUUGGGUUGCAAUUUGUAACAAAAUGAUACAGUUGGCCAGUUCGAUUUUGUUUAUGCAUUUGACCCAAAUGCUAUUUAUUUAGUUUUCGAUCGAAUUAUAUCCGAUUUAGAUUGUAUUAUCUUAAAUAACUUUAAG